Molecule: messenger RNA, 1995 nt
Organism: Penicillium daleae
Lineage: Eukaryota; Fungi; Ascomycota; Eurotiomycetes; Eurotiales; Aspergillaceae
Product: OSTA/TMEM184 family protein
Exons: 8
Biological process (GO): transport
Molecular function (GO): transporter activity
Source: RefSeq, a predicted model, not a curated record
CAGUCGCGAAAUGCGGGUGUGGAGGGUGUCGGGCGGUGUCACGAGAAGAUCGUCAUCGGGGCCACGCCUCCUCCCUGGAACUUUUCCAAGCUUGUUGACAAGCUUCCCCCUCACGUUCAGGCGAACGCGGUCCUUUUCCCUCCAUCCGCGCUCGUCAUUGGGGACAUGUCCCCCGCAGCUAUGGCAGCACCCGUCGGCGGAGGUACAGGCUCGAGUCUGGCGCGAGCGAUCAUCAUUACCUCUGGUGUCUCAGCCCUCGUCUCGUCGCUAUUGUCCUUUGUGUCCAUGUGGUUCCAACUCAAAAACUACCGGAAACCACUCCUUCAGCGAUACGUCGUGCGCAUCCUGCUGAUGGUCCCAAUUUAUGCCGCAUCAUCAUGGACGAGCAUUGUAUCACUGAAAGCAGCUCAGUUCCUCGAUCCUGUCCGUGACAUUUAUGAGGCAUUCACAAUUUACACAUUUUUCCAGCUUCUUAUCAACUUCCUCGGAGGAGAGCGAGCGUUGAUCAUCAUGGCCCAUGGCCGUCCACCGGUAUCGCAUGCAUGGCCGCUUAAUCACGUCCUCCCAAAGCUCGACAUCUCCGAUCCCCACACGUUUCUUGCCGUAAAGCGCGGCAUCCUUCAAUAUGCGUGGCUGAAACCGAUUCUGGCCAUUGCUUCCAUCGUCAUGAAAGCGACGGAUACAUAUGAGGAGGGAUAUCUGAGCCUGGGAUCGGGCUACCUAUGGACCGGCAUUGUGUACAACGUCAGCGUCACCGUCAGUUUAUACUCCCUGGCUAUGUUCUGGGUGUGUCUGCACAAUGACCUCACGCCAUUCCGACCAGUUCCCAAAUUUCUCUGUAUCAAACUCAUCAUUUUCGCAUCUUACUGGCAAGGAUUUUUCCUGUCAAUCCUGCAGUGGUUGGGGGCUCUUGGCAGUGUGGCAGGAUACACCCCUGACAAUCUAGCUGCGGCAAUUCAGGAUGCUUUGAUCUGCUAUGAGAUGCCCAUUUUUGCCGUCGCCCACUGGUACGCGUUUUCGUGGCAUGACUAUGCCGAUCCUACCAUCUCGGCUGCCCGUCUCCCUGUCAAAUAUGCACUCCGGGAUGCGUUCGGGCCUCUCGAUUUGGUAGAAGACACUAAGAUGACUCUUCGUGGUGAAAACUACGAGUAUCGACUGUUUGACUCCGGCGACAACAUCAUCGCGCAUGCGGAGUCUCAUUCGCGAGUCAAGCGUGUCAUGGACGGUUUGAGGUACGAACGAGGUGGCAAGGCCAAGUAUUGGAUUCCAAAGCCCGGAGAGGCUAGCAAAGCAGUUGAGGCAAGCAUUCGCACACCACUCUUAGCUGGCGGGGACAGCAGUCAUCGCAGUCGAAGUGAUAGGGGAAGUCGUAGUUCCACCGAGCGAUUCCGGUCUUAUAGUGAGAUUGAAGUCACAUUGGACGACGAGGACGAGCAAAUCUUCAACCAGGCUCGGGCUUUGGAGUUUGGAGACUGGAAUUAUCCGGUGAUUACGGCUAAUGAAGUCCCUCGGGACCAGCGGCUCCCUACUCACAGGAGCUACCAGAACUCAAGUACUGGAGGCGAUGUGAAAAAGUCACGUGCACAUCAGAAACGCCGAACCUCGGGCAGCGAAGGCAGGCGAGAUCACAAUGCGAGCUCUCGAAAGUCGAGCAAGAGCUCGGGGGCGCCCCAUCCCUUGCAGCGCAACGCCAGUUCCACGAGCUCCCGCCAUUCGCAUCGCAGCCAGCUAGUUGAUCUCGUGGUGGAAGACCACGAAGCUGAGGAAGAAGACCGCGAGCAGGCACAGCGAGAGCUUGGAUCCGCCUGGGCGGGAGAUGAAACUCGACAUUUCUCGAGACCAUCGGGACAGCCAAUCGAAGAAGAGGCUGAAUCCGAGACUCCGACAAGGGAGGUCCCAGCCGCGCCAGUUCAUCAGGCUGAAGAGGACGACGACCGAUCGCCUUCAGAGUGGGCUUACGGUGCAUUGGAGGAGGACAAUGUAUGGGGCAAAUAG